This is a messenger RNA of Anastrepha ludens (Mexican fruit fly), 3565 nucleotides long. RefSeq names its product transmembrane protein 41 homolog (gene stas). Gene Ontology annotation, cellular component: endoplasmic reticulum membrane. NCBI's taxonomy places the organism in Eukaryota, Metazoa, Arthropoda, Insecta, Diptera, Tephritidae. Bases 532 to 1527 code for a protein of 331 amino acids. The record is from RefSeq and is a predicted model, not a curated record. The transcript is spliced from 5 exons.
CCUUUUCAUACGUUGAUUGGAUUUCGUUUGGUUUGUUUGAGCUGCGCGAUAAUCAUUUGUAGUUUAUUCGCAACGUGAAUAGCAAAAGAAUAAAUUUAGGUAUAAAAUUAUUUGUGAUUACCUUAAGGCGAAGUUAAAUCAUAUAAAUAAUGUGCAAAAAAAUUGUAGUAUAAAUUCAAAAACAUCGUUUUCAAACGUACUUCUGUAUAUACCAAAAUCUGCACGGUAGUAAAUGUAUAACGCGAACAAGUGCAAGUGCCAUACAAGCAAAUAUUUUCCUUUCGCAAUAAGUUUUCCGCUUGCUGUUAAAAAAGAAACGUUCUAUUCCAUAUUCAGUGAUUACAAUUAGCUUAAAAGCAACAAAUUUUUUGUGUGCAAGUGUGCAAUAGGUAAAUACGGAAGUCAACAAAUAGCGAAAAAGCUAAGUGGAAGUCAGACAAAGAAAAUAAAUAAAUUUUGCAGUGUGUGUGUGGGAAACGAAUAAAUCGGGAAUUUGUGAACGUUCUAGUGAAUAUUCAUACAACUACAUUGAUGGAGUUUGAAAACACCCAGUUUUUAGAAGCAGCGGCGGAAACAACAUCAGCUACAGCAGCCGCAGCGUCAGCAACAACUACAACUAUAGCAAAAGAUCUCACUGUCACUGAGCACAUGCAAUCCGGUUCCGGCCGCUUAAUGUCCAAUGGCAAUGAAAUGACAACGGUAGGCUCGCAGACAGCGACCAACGCGGCUACUUUGGAAAAUAAACAAAACCCCCCGAAAAUGCAGAAGCAGGCAAUGUCUGCCGAUGAGAGAAAUGCAACAAAACGAUCUCUAGUCAUACUGGCCGCGAUCUUUAUUACGAGUUUAUUCGCUAUGGCCUACGUAUACAUGAUAUUUCCCGAAUUGGAUGAAUCGGAAAAGCAACAUAUUAAAAUACCACGUGAUAUUCAAGAUGCUAAAAUGCUAGCCAAAGUUUUGGACCGGUACAAGGACAUGUACUACUUCGAAGUGAUGUUUGGCGUAGUCACCGCUUAUGUAUUCCUACAAACAUUUGCCAUUCCAGGAUCAUUAUUUCUAUCCAUUCUAUUGGGAUUCCUUUACAAGUUCCCCAUCGCUCUCUUCCUCAUUUGCUUCUGUUCCUCGCUGGGUGCAACACUUUGCUACAGCCUUUCCAAUUUGGUUGGCCGUCGACUGAUUCGUCACUUCUGGCCGAAGAAGACAAGCGAAUGGUCAAAGCAUGUGGAGAAGCAUCGGGACAGUCUGCUCAACUAUAUGCUCUUCCUACGCAUGACGCCCAUCUUGCCGAAUUGGUUCAUCAACUUAGCAUCGCCCGUGAUCGGCGUGCCCGUAUACACCUUCGCUUUGGGCACCUUCUUCGGUGUGGCACCACCCUCUAUCGUCGCCAUACAGGCAGGUAAAACAUUGCAAAAGAUGACUAGCUCCAGCGAGGCAUUCUCAUGGACAUCGAUGGGAUUGCUGUCCAUAUGCGCACUCGUCUCACUACUGCCUGGACUACUGAAGGAAAAGCUGAAAAAGAAGAUCGAGUAAAGCGUUUAGCUGAGCGAGCUGGCUCGAUGGGCGGCGGGCUGACCGGAGCGUGUCUGGAUUGCUCACCGCCAAAGGUUAUACAACUGGGGAUUUUUGUGUUAUUUGGUUGAUUGUCGAUUGUUUUAAGUGUGCUGCGUUCUUCAUAUUGUACGAUUAAGAUAAGAAAAUAAUAGAACAGCAAAGAAAAAUAGAUGGCUGUAUGUAGAUGUAGAUGCCCAUGAGGAUGUUUGAUGUGUACCAAUUAUUUGCUUUUUUAUAUACAUAUAAAAUAAAAGAUAUACAUACAUAUUUAUCCGAAUUAGCGCUCUGUACACACACACACACACACCCACUUACAUACAAUGAAUUUUACAUAGGAGUAAAUGUACAGCUGAACUGUAUGGUUUGAUAUUACAUGAAGGUGCAUAUGCAUAAGUAUAUGCAUGUAGAGUAGAAUGGGGUAAGAUAGGUCAUUUUUUUUUGGAGAGCUCUUGCUACGGUGUUUUUGCAUUGGUUUUGAAAAAUAAGCAAGAUUUUGAAAGGUUAUUUAUCUGCUAACAUUUUGGUUAUACUGACUUAUGUUUGGCUAAAUAUUUUUAGGAAGCUGCAUUCAAUAAGACAAAGGUACUUUUUUCGAUAUUUUCAAAAUCGGGGGGCACGAUAGGUCACUAUGUGUGAGAGGAAAAGAACAAUGUACAUGGCUUGGAAAUUAACGUUUUAACUUUUAUUUAUAGAGUAUGAACACUGCACAUGUUAUAAAAGUUAGGAAUUUUUCUUUAAUUCAUCACGCGAGCACGUAAUGUUUCGAACGGAAUUUUAAAUUGUUUAGAGGCUGAUCGAACACUAGCGCCAUCUCGGACUGCCGCGAUUGCGUUUUUUACAUCCUCUUCAUUUCGUUUCGGCGUUUUUCGCACAUAAUUACGCACCAUUUUGCUGCAAAAACAAUUAAAAUUUAUUUUAUUCAAUUAAAAGUAGUGACCUAUAAUGCCCCCAGACGGCUGACCUAUAGUGCCCCCAAGCACAUGUUUUAUGUUAGUGUCGAUAUUUUUUUUUUAAACAAUAAUAUCAAAAAACUAACACAUUAUUCGUGUUCAGCAUUAUUUUCUACGUAAAAUAAAACUCACCUGACAAAUAUUUACAUACAUUAAAUGCACUGCACCGUAGAAUAAAAAAAAUGCUAUGUCGGAGAAAAGCUCACAAAAAACUAAACGACGCCAGAACUAGGAUAACUAAUGAAUGGUGACGGCCGAAAUAACAGUCGCAAACGUUGUUCCCCACCACGUAUUCAAUUCACAUAAGACGAGUGACCUCUGCAAAAACAGUGCGACGAAAACCCCACCUACCUAUUGUGCCCCCAUACCUAUCUUACCCCAUUCUACUCUACGUAUGUGUGUUUGUUGUAAUAUUCCAAUGAUAAUUUUAGCUGCUAUCUAGUUUAAGUUAGUUCAAAUUAAAUGAAUUUAUUUGCUUGACUCCAAACCAUGCAAAUUCUAGUACAUACACAGCUUUGCAGUAUUCGAAUUAAUUUUAUUUUCGCUCGUUUGUUGAAUGAAUUAUCUGAAUUGCUCUAGAUUAGAUUUACUUAUUUGCUAUGCUUAACAUCUCUUUCCAAUGCUUAGCGGUAUAAUGCACUAAGAAUUAAAAAAAAAAACUGAAAUAAUAAAGCACGAAUACCCAAUAAAGUUUGCCUAUAUGUGGAAUGUUUUUCCCCUCCAAUAUCACUGUAAUGUAAAGCAAAAAACAAAAACUUCAAACAGAUGUUGUAACUGUAAAUAUGUAGAUAAGUUAAAAAAUGCCUCCUGUGCACCUUUAGAAAUGCCAUAAAUAGUUGGAUUAUCACACGGAUGUGUUAAAAUUUAAUGUAUAGCUCUCUCAGAGUUGAGGAGUACGCGGGCUAAUGAAAAAUUAACUGAAAACCAUUUUUCUGCAUUGCAAAUUCCAUUUGAAUGAGUUAAGUGAUUCAAGUUUGUAUUAAUAGCGAAAUAAAAAAGCUAUAAACCACUUUAGACAUAAAAUUAAUAAAUAAAUAAAAAUUGUACGGCUUUAAUAAAAAGUAUGA